Messenger RNA from Sycon ciliatum, 3530 nucleotides. Its product is annotated as T-complex protein 11-like protein 2. The transcript is spliced from 12 exons. Bases 219 to 3053 code for a protein of 944 amino acids. Gene Ontology annotation, biological process: signal transduction. Lineage: Eukaryota; Metazoa; Porifera; Calcarea; Leucosolenida; Sycettidae. The record is from RefSeq and is a predicted model, not a curated record.
CACUUCGUCACAGGCAUUAUGCCGGAGGUGUACCAGUUGUACAGCUUGGGGACGCUUCCAAGCCAGCUCUUCGCGAAUUCGUUUGUUUGGGCGUGCAUGUCUUUCAGUCAUGAAACAAACCAGCACUUUGGUACUAGAGUUCCCCUGGAUAUGAUUUCUUUCCUCUCUUUGAGUUUAUCUUCGAAGUUUAGUUUAUCUCCCAAUGUACAUCAGGUAAAAUGUCUGACCAAAGUCCUUCAUUCUGGGUUGUGCCAGCAACCGGAGACGAAGCUGCAGAUGACAAUGAACUGACAGCGUCAUCUUUUCGAUUUUUCCAUUGUCGAUUCCACAGAUCGUUCCUGCAGCGGCAGAACAUGAUGGAUUCGCCGGUUCAUCAAGUCGAGCUUUCACACUCAGCAGCUACGGAGAGAAGGAACGCUUUUCUGGAGCAAAGGCGAGAGCGACUUGCUGCUGGCUUGGCCAGAGUGGACCGUACACGAUCACUAAGAGAAGAGCAGCUGCAGCGUCUGAGAGAGAAGGGUCGUGAUGUCCAGCGGCGCUUAGAAAUGGCAUGCGCUGGAAAGCAACAACGCCUGCAGAGCACAACUGAGAAAUGCAGUGAACGAGUCGCACAUGCUAAAGCUGUGGCUGCUCGAAUCCGCGAGAAGGAGAAUGAGCGCAAGUCUAUCAAGAUGCAGAAAUACCGGGAUCGACUGCAGGAGAAUGAAGCGCGCCGCUGCAAUCACCUGCGCAAGCGCUCCAACAUGAGCAAUCGCAACGAAGGCCACGCGUCGCAGGCUGGUGGCUGCUUGGCUGCUGAUGAAAACUAUGCAGCUACCGCCAUCCAGCGCUGGUGGAGGCGCGUGUGUGUGAAGCGUGCUGCGGCGGCAUUCCGCGCAGCCGUUCCACGCACUUUGAUACGCCUCUUGCGCGGUCAACCUGUGGAGAAGCUGACCUACCCUAUUGCGCAGCACAUUGUGUCGUUGCCCGAAGUUGUGGCUGCCACACAAACCCUGCUUUGGAAGCUGGCCCAGGUUUGUCCUCACAUCGGUGUGACCGACUGCAAGAGUACAACCCGGCAAGCGAGGUUUGUCCUGUCCUCUCUCAUCAUCAAGUUCUUCCCAAAAGACGUCAUCGAGCAGGAAGAAGCAGCUGCGGACCAGCUGAAGGCCAGUGCCGCCGGACUUUUCACUGCCUUUGCCAAAGUGGUGGGUCUGCGUAGGUCAACACGUCGCCUUCGACUCAUGCUCUUCCUCGCCAACUGGCACAGCUUUCAAGGCGCAUUCUCAGCGUGGAAGAAGCAGGACUCGGCGCGCCUCAUAGCUAGCUACCGUGAGCACUGGCUGCAGCUUGCAGCACUGAAGCAGACCGUGAUGAGCCAGGAGGGCACUGAGCACGACGAGGCACAGUCACAGUUUGUGCCCAACAUUGAAAGGCAGCAGCAGGAUAUUCUUGUGGCUGUGCGGCGAUUGGCUGGGCAGGCCGGUGUUAGUCACUUCAUUGCUAGUUUGUCAGUAGCCCCAGUCGUCCAAACCAUCGAGCACCCUACAGGAAAUGAUGGUGCCAAUAAGGGUUCCACUUCCGACAGCAGUCAGGCAGCAGAGUCAUCAAGGACAUCCUCUGCGCCGGCCUCCGCUGGUCAGGGUAGUAGUCCUGGUGGUGCUGCUGCUUCCAAUCAGGAGGGUGAUGCUGCGUCAGCUGGCGGCGGCGGCGGAGGUGGUAACAAUGCGCCACCUGGACGCCAGCAUGUUGCUGACGACGGUGGGGAGGCUGGCUCGCACCUGGAUGUGGCAGCCAUUGCUCAAAACCUGGAGAUGGCCCACGAGCUGGUGCUGGAUGAAGACUACAAACUGCGACAGCCAGAGGCUGCACCGGGCAGCUUAAUGGCACAGGUGCGCAGUACAAUGAUGGUGGCGUUCUGGGAUCUGCUUCGAGAGCAGUUGAAGCAGGAUCCUCCCGUGUUUGACCAGGUGCUCAACCUGUUGCAUGAUGUCAAGGAGUACCUCCUGUCAGCAUUACCGAGCCGUAGGGUAACGACGCUGCACAUGCAAAUCGACGCCGGUCUGGACAUCGAUCUGAUCAAGCAGCAGAUGCAGCAGGGCAUUCUCAACAUCAAGUCGCUGGCACAGUUUGUUCUUGACGUGAUGCAGCGCAUCUGUGCGCCUUCUCGAGAUGCCGAUGUGCAGCAGUUGGUGGCAAUGCUCGGUGCUGAUGACCUGGACAUUGCUGCUAUCUUCAAGGGUAUUCUUGAUUUGCUGUCACUGAUGCGUCUGGACCUGGCCAAUCACGAGCUCAAGAGCAUUCGCCCAGUGCUUCUUCAGCAUUCCGCUCGCUACGAGCGUGAAAAGUUUGAGCAGCUCUUUCCGGACGCUCCAGACUCUGGCCUUGAGCACACUGUGGCGUGGCUUACAAAGGCCCAGCAGAGCUGUGCAGUAGCUGCACCUGGGCCAUGCUCGCCUUUGGGUGUGCUGCGCCAGGCGUUUACCGAUCUUAUCACCGAGUCAGUGGAACAUGGUCCCGAGACCUGGUGGCUGGAUACCAAGCGACUUGAGAUGAUGUCAUCACAGCUGAAGUGUGCAGUCUUCGUGCAAACUCUAUCUGUCCUAAUUGGCGGUCUUCUUGGUCGGGAAAUUGCCAACAGCGCCGAGUUUAUGGCACAGCUACGCGACACUCUUUUCAUUCUGUUGGAUGAUGGCAACAUGGGAGAUCCUGAUGAAGCCCGUGGACAUGUUUCUGUUCAAGUCAUCAGCUCAGUCAACAAGUACAGAGAAGCACACGGCCUUCCACCUCUGGACGAUGAACUCAGACAGAAGGUUGAGCUGGCAGUUACUCAGUCCCACUCUUUGGAGAACCCGGUGCAUAAUGUUCUAUCACGUCGUCUCAAGGCCUGCAUUAACCAGGCCAUCACCAGCCAAGUGAAGCACCCUGCAGAGCUGGACGUACCAGGAGGCUUUCAGCUAGUGGAGCAGCGCCUUCGGACGGUUAUAACCUCGUUCUCACGCUUAGCAGUCUACAACCAGAAGGUGUUUGGCCCAAUUUACAGUACUCUGCUGCAGCGGCUGUGUCAAGUGUAAGCGCCUUGAUGCACUUUGACUCGGCUAUUUACAUAACCUUAUCUCUUUGAAGCUACGCGCUUUAUACAUCGGCUCCAUAUGGAACUUACACUCCAGUCUUUUUAAGAAUAACUUACCUUGGCAUUCUGUCUAGUUUUAGCUAUGCUACUUAGCUGCUGUGACCUGGCCUUGUACUGUACCACAGUCCAUAAUAUACUAAUAGAUACUCAUCGGUCAUUAGUGCCGUCUAGUGCGUGAAAUAGCAGACAGAAUUAUCUAGUUCUAUUUUGUUCAUUAAUAGUGUCGGCUUGUAUCAAAGCCAAGGCGUAUUUUUACCCCUAUUUUAAUAUUUGACCCUCUCACGUAGUUCACAUUCUACCAGGGUGCACAAGUGUAUUAUUUUCAUUAGUCUCAAGUAACCAGUUACAGCCAAUGGUCUGGGCAGUAUUCCAAAUUUGUUCCUGUGUGAUAUUGUUGGAGAGAUGGUCUUGAUAUGGA